AAUCCUUUUCAGGAGUAUGGAGUCCAGGAAAUCAAUGGAUAUAUGAAUGCCUGUUUGAUCUAUGAUGUUUCGUUAUGCUUGAUCAGGCAACAGUAAAUAGAAGAUGUUAAUCUGAUCAAAUUCUAUUUGGAAGAUGAUGAAUGCAACAACUGUCCCCUUUUCUGCAGCAGCAACAUCAGAGGUGAGCGCCACAGAAACAAAAACUCAAAGGUCAGGUGACGUCAUAAAUGCAGUCUAUCCACCAAUUCUCAUCUUUGUUGGAGUCACGUGUAAUGUACUCAUCAUACUGGUCAUGCGCACAAAACAGUUUUGUAGACAAUCAACUUCCGUCUUCAUGACAACCAGUGCUGUUAAUGACGCUCUAAGUUUGGUGAUAUCCAUGACAACCCACUGGCUUUAUGUUAGUUUUGAUGGGAUUUACUAUCGAAAUGAUGUAAAAGGCAUCUGUAAGUUCCUGGAUUUUUACGGCUGGGGGAAUUGUGACUUUGGUAUUCUAAUCACCAGUAUGAUGACCGUAGAUAGGGCCUUAGCAAUGAAGUUUCCCUUAAGGUUUAAAACAAAAUCAAUCACGCGAGCAAGAAUUGUAGUGUUGGUGACGGUCAUGAUUGUUGUCGCCAAAGAAUUCCAUUUCCUGAUUGGAUCUAACAUGGUUCCAGAAUCUCGGAAAGAAAGGCUUUGUGAUGUUUUUCCAGAAACAGAGUCAUACAAAUUUUUCUGGAAGCAGGUUUGGCCUUGGCUGCAUCUUGUAUAUCUGUCUGUGUGUUUCAUCAUCAUCAUUGGGAGUAACUCCGUUCUAUUACUUCAGAUACUGAAAUCGUCAAAUUUUCAGAAAAUAUUCAAGAAAACUAGCAAAAAUUCCAAAUUGCUUGAUCAAAACAAAUUCAAUUACAGUACUCGGAUGAGAAAACAAUUGCAUACCAUAGCACCUAUGUUGAUUGGAGAGUCCUUAGUGCUGUUAUUGUUAACUUUCCCUUUCUCUGUACAAUUAUCAAUAUCAGGGUACAAUCCGGAAUUUUACAGUUCUCCAGAUAUGAGUCUAUUAUUCUCUGUGACGUUUUACAUGCUUUACACCAAUAAAUGUGUUACAUUUUUUGUUUACCUGGUGACUGGCGGUAAAUUUAGAAAAUCACUGAAGCAGAUAUUCAGAAGAUGGUUUAAAGGAAAGAACAGCGUGAGGAAGAGUCAGUUUAACAAUUUUUCUAAGUGGUAUUCAAUAAAAGGAGAUUUACAGACAAAGAAGCCCAUCUGUAGGACCCCGAGCAGCGAGGUCUGGAACACGGGGAGCUCAUUUUCAUCGGACAUUCAGACAGAGACAAGCUAUGUUGUGUCCACACAUCUGUAAACGACUCAUCAGCAGCAGCCAUUCAAACAGAAAAAGCUUUGUUGUGUCCACAUAUCUGUAAAUGAACAAAAAUUGGAAUGUUUGUUCAACUUUUGUUUAUUCGUUUUCUGUGAUUUUCAUUUUAUUUA
This is a messenger RNA of Saccostrea cuccullata (small rock oyster), 1470 nucleotides long. RefSeq names its product C-C chemokine receptor type 3-like. The record is from RefSeq and is a predicted model, not a curated record. Gene Ontology annotation, molecular function: G protein-coupled receptor activity. Lineage: Eukaryota; Metazoa; Mollusca; Bivalvia; Ostreida; Ostreidae. Bases 134 to 1342 code for a protein of 402 amino acids. The transcript is spliced from 2 exons. Gene Ontology annotation, biological process: G protein-coupled receptor signaling pathway. Gene Ontology annotation, cellular component: plasma membrane.